This is a messenger RNA of Paramecium tetraurelia, 1590 nucleotides long. RefSeq lists its product as uncharacterized. The transcript is spliced from 4 exons. NCBI's taxonomy places the organism in Eukaryota, Ciliophora, Oligohymenophorea, Peniculida, Parameciidae. The record is from RefSeq and is a predicted model, not a curated record.
AUGAGUCACAGCUCUAUGGAGUAAAGGAAUGGACAAUUAUUAGUGAUGACAAUCCAAAUAGACGAUAAGCGAAGUGGAAGAAUAGACGUAUUCGAGGGAGAUGAUCCUGAAAUACUGGCACGAGAUUUUUGCAUUAAAUAUAGCCUAAAUCAAAGAGUGGCACCAUUACUUAUAGAUAAUAUUCAAAAGCAAAUCUCAAUAGCACACAAGGAACGCAUGAACAUGGUUCAAUACUUAUCUCAAAAGAAGUAGAACCAAAGAGCAACUGAGUAAUCUAGUGAAAUGCAAACUUAGCAACAAGGCUCUUCUCCGAUUAUUGCCUAAUCUCAAUAGUCUCCAAUGAAACAAGAAAGCAUAAGCUAAACUGUAUAUGACAGACUAUAUCAAGACGCUCAUAAUAAAAAGCUGAAAAGACAAUUGCAAUUAUCUGAAAACAAGUCUAGUAGUUAGAUUAUGAAGUCUCAAGAGUCAGAAGUGAAUUAUGGUUUGAUCCUCUAUUAAAAGGGAAUUCAAAAAAAAGAAGAGAAAUUGCAAAAGGCUGAAAGUGCAAGAAAAGAUUUACAAAAGUCUUAACUAGUUGAAUGUACUCAUAAACCUCAAAUUAAUUCUCUUUCAUCUAAAAUAGCCUAGCGUUCUCCUAAACCGGUUGGGGAACAUUUAAAUGAAUUAGCAAAGGUAAUACAGGAGAAAAGAGAGAAUGCCUAAAAUUAUAAGUUGGAAAUGGAAUAACAAAGUUGCUCCUUUCAUCCUUAAAUUAAUAGAGUUUCUUCCUCAAUAGUUGAUGAGAAAAAGAAAUAAUCUUAAAUUGCAAUUCCCCAUUACGAAUCACUAUAUCAGGAUAUGGAUGUGAAGCAACAAAAAAUAAAUGAAUUAGACAGAAAUUAUUUUGCUUAGAAGCACACAUUUCAUCCUAAAAUAGAUUAAAUAUCUGAACAAUUAGUUUAAGGUCUAAGUUUUGAAGAAAGAAGAUAAAAGUUUAGAAAUAAAUCCAAAGAACGGAACUCUAGUGCUGAUGAGAGCAAUAUGUUUAGACCCAGAACAGGUAGACCACCUGAGUAAAGGCCAGAAAAUUUGUUUGAUAAUCUUUAUAAAGAUGCAUAAUUAUUAGCCUAAAAAAGGGCAGCAAUAGAAACUGUUAGUAAGGAGAAGAUGAUGACUUAAUCGAAAGUGAGAGCAAGUUAAAAAUCAGAAUUUUUAACACAGUAAGCCGUGAUUAAUUCUCUUUCUAAUAUUUUCGAUUAGAUUGACAACGAUAAUGAUGGUGAAAUAGAUGCAAUCAGAAUAAAUUUAGGAAAUCUGAAUUAGACUGUUAUUCAAAUACUCUAGCCAUUAAUUUCUGAAAUGGAAGAAGGUAGACAUGUUCUUACAAAGAGUGAAUUCAUCGAAUCAGCAAUGAGAUUAGUUUUCACGCUUUCAAACAAGGAAAAACAUGAUUUAUUGAAAAAGCCUAGUGCUAAAAAGUCUAAUGUUCCAACUUAUUCUUUUCAUGUGUAACAUUUUAAUUAAUUUUUAGCCAUCAAUCAAUUAAAGACCAUAAAAAAGUUCUGGAUCAAAAAACAGAUGAAUGCUCGCAUUGUUUUAUUUAUUUGA